This is a messenger RNA of Solea senegalensis (Senegalese sole), 2703 nucleotides long. Its product is annotated as occludin-like. Gene Ontology annotation, biological process: snRNA transcription by RNA polymerase II; positive regulation of transcription elongation by RNA polymerase II; bicellular tight junction assembly. The transcript has 9 exons. The coding region runs from base 318 to 1952 and encodes 544 amino acids. Gene Ontology annotation, cellular component: bicellular tight junction; transcription elongation factor complex; membrane. The record is from RefSeq and is a predicted model, not a curated record. Lineage: Eukaryota; Metazoa; Chordata; Actinopteri; Pleuronectiformes; Soleidae. Gene Ontology annotation, molecular function: cis-regulatory region sequence-specific DNA binding.
AGUCAGGCGGGACAAAGCACUUGUUCAGAGGAUUCAGACUGUUCGGACACCGACCGUUAACUGUCUCUUGUCUCUACUCGGGACUGGGGCUUCAAGCAGAGACGCGACUUUUUAAAGUUGAACCCCGGAUAACGAGAUACACAUUAAAAGUUGCCAUCUUUCCAGCGGACGUUUAUUUUGUUGUUGAUUUUUUUUCUCAGCGAUUCACAAACUUUUGAGUGCACCGAGGAGAGUUUUCACAGGAAACAGGGACCCGGGCCAGAUUUCAGCCUCUUCCUCCUCCUCAGUCAUCCUCAGUCCUCGACGUAUAUUCAGCGAUGUUCGACAAACAGCACUAUGAGAGUCCGCCUGUUUACAGCCCUCCAUCCAACAACGGCUUUGGCCCUCCAGGCAGCUUCCAUGGCCCUCAGAGUGAUUUCAACGCCUACCCACCUCCGCCUGGAUCUUACUACAUUGAGGACAAACCACAGCACUUCUACAAAUGGCUGUCACCUCCUGGGAUCAUCAAGGCCAUGAUGGCUACAGUGAUCAUCCUCUGUGUGGCAAUAUUCGCCUGCGUGGCCUCCACCCUCAUGUGGGACAUGCAGUAUGGAUACGGUAUGGGAAUGGGCUAUGGCACUGGGAUGGGCUACGGCAGCGGAUACGCAGGGGGCAGCUUUGGCUCCAGCUAUGGCUCCGGAUAUGGAGGUUAUGGAGGCUACAACAACAACAACUACUAUGGCUCCUACAUUUCUCCUUACUCGGCCAAAACCGCCAUGAUUGCCAUGGCAGCCAUUAACUUCAUCGGAGCGCUGGGAUUCUUCAUCACCAGCUUCUCUAAAUCCAGCAUGUUCCGCAGCAGGAAGUUCUUUCUUGCACUCUUGAUAACCAGCAUCAUCAUGGCCGCCCUGCAGGGAAUCAUAAACAUUGUCUACAUCGUUGGAGUGAACCCAAUGGCCCAGGGCUCCUCCAGCAUGAUGUACAACCCAAUGCUCAUGAUGUGCCAGAACCUGUACCAGACCGGCUACUCACAGAUGGGAGGAGUGGGAGGCUUCCCCAUGUACAACCAGUACCUCUACCAUUACUGCUUUGUGGACCCACAGGAGGGUGUUGCCAUGGUGUGUGGAUUCCUGGUCGUUAUCGCUCUGGGUGUCGCAGCCUUCUUUGCAUUCAAAACUCGAGGGAAGAUCUGGCGCUACGGGAAACCAAACAUCUACUGGGAGGAGCCUCUUGUCGCGGGGAAGGCUUCAGAAGGCCGCGAUGUGGAGGAAUGGGUGAACAAUGUGGAGGAAAGCCACAGUGUUCAUGACGCGCCCACCCUGCUGGUGUCGGAGAAGGGAGCGGGUCUGCUCAACGCCUCGGUGAACAGUGUCAUCUCCUACACACCGGAUAAGACAGACAGCAGCUUCUAUAACGGAGACACUUCUUACCACCACAAUGAGUACUCGGAGAGGGCCAGCCGACCAUCAGAGGCCCACUCCCACGGAGGAAGAACCAGCUCCAGCCCCUCUGAGGAGAUGAGCGGAGGCCGCAAACCCUCGGCCAACCGGGGCAAGAGACGCAGACGUAACCCCGACAUGGACGAGUCUCAGUAUGAGACAGAGUACACGACCGGAGGAGAGACAGGCAACGAGCUGGAUGAAGACGAGUGGGAGAGUUCUUACCCGGUGAUAAAAUCGGACGUGCAGCGUCAUGAAUAUAAGGCAGAGUUUGAUGCUGACCUUAGGGACUACAAGCGCAUGUGUGCCGAGAUGGACGACAUUAACGAUCGGUUGAACAAACUCAGCCGCCAGUUGGACACGCUGGACGAAACGUCCACCAAAUACCAGAUUACAGCAGAGGAGUAUAAUCACCUAAAGGAUCUGAAGCAGACACCAGACUACCAGUCCAAGAAGAGGGAGUGUCGCAGGCUGAGACGCAAACUGUUCCACAUCAAACGCAUGGUGAAGAACUACGACAAGAACCACUCGUGAAUCCACUGAGUCCUGAAUCUCGGCCUCUGUGCUCCACACAGGAAAAACACUCACAGACGUGGCCCAAGACACACUCCAAAAUGCCGCAAACUGGCGAGCUGACACACACACUCGAUACAGAGCUGCAUGUUUCAAUACACACAAACAUAUUGAGAAUGUACCGCAUGUUAUAAUAGUUACUUUAACGUGUGCUUAGUCUUUCUGAUCACUAAUGUGUCAAUAACUACUUCUGUGGUAAGGAAACCCUCUCAGUUGUAGCCACUUCCCCAGCAAACACUGCCAGCUCGUUUUGCUCGAUGUUUGUAUUCACUCGAAGGGUUGUUUUGAAAGUCACAUCACCUUCAGUCACCUGUGAUAACACAACACUUUGGUUUCAGUGUGUGUGUGUGUGUGUUUGCUCUCCAGACUGGUCAGUCACUUUUCUUUGUUUUAUCUCCACAGAUAAGAGGUGGAACAGUAUUGUAGAGAACGUAGUAGUAAAGGGGGAUCGACUGUGUCGCUGCAAUUGAUUACAAGCAGAUAUGCAGUUUGUUUUUAACCUUUGUCACGGCGUUAUUAUCUUUGUCGCAAUGGAUUGUGCUUCUCUCACCUCUUGCGUUAGUGUGAGUCAAGUUUAAAUGCUCUCUGCCACGACCAUGUGUAUUUUUUCCCGGAACUAUAUUUAUAUUGUUUGUCAAAAAAUGCAAGUGAGACCAAAAAGGAGACAAAGUGGUGUUUUGUGUAUAUAUAUACAUAUAUAUAUAUGUAUAUA